Messenger RNA from Stegodyphus dumicola, 1083 nucleotides. RefSeq names its product Cytosolic thiouridylase subunit 1 (gene Ctu1). The record is from RefSeq and is a predicted model, not a curated record. Gene Ontology annotation, molecular function: tRNA binding. Gene Ontology annotation, biological process: tRNA wobble position uridine thiolation. Gene Ontology annotation, cellular component: mitochondrion; cytosolic tRNA wobble base thiouridylase complex. Lineage: Eukaryota; Metazoa; Arthropoda; Arachnida; Araneae; Eresidae.
CACUUUUUUUCCAGGGUCAUACUGUUUGCAAAGAUUGCUUCUUUGAAGUCUUUGAAACUGAAAUCCAUGAAACUAUAAUUAGAGGCAAUUUAUUCAAAGAAGGUGAAUAUGUUGCGAUUGCGGCAUCAGGAGGAAAAGCUUGUUCUGUUAUCAAUUGAUGAAGGCAUCACUGGAUACCGAGAUGACUCACUUGAGUCAGUAAAAAGAAAUGAAAAAGACUAUGGUAUUCCACUUAAAAUUUUAUCUUAUAGUGAUCUUUAUGGAUGGACAAUGGAUAAUAUUGUCAAAGAAGUUGGCUUAAAGAACAACUGUACAUUUUGUGGAGUUUUUCGAAGACAAGCACUUGAUAGUGGCGCAGAAAAGCUUGGUGUCGACAAACUUGUAACUGGUCAUAAUGCUGACGAUGUUGCUGAAACAGUGUUAAUGAAUGUUCUUCGUGGUGACAUAGCAAGGCUACAGCGAUGCACAAAUAUUACUACUGAUGCUGGUAACUCAAUUCCUAGAUGCAAACCAUUUAAGUACACGUAUGAAAAGGAAAUUGUGCUGUAUGCCUUUUUUAAGAACCUGGAUUAUUUCUCUACAGAGUGCAUAUAUUCACCAAAUGCAUAUCGGGGACAUGUUCGAGCAUAUCUGAAAGAUUUAGAAACUGUAGCUUCGCGCUGCAUCUUGGAUAUAAUACAUUCUGGUGAAUGCAUGAGGCUGAAUGAAGAAAUCAGGCUUCCUGUUCAGGGCAUUUGUCGUAGUUGUGGUUCCAUAUCCAGCCAAGUAAUUUGCAAAGCUUGUGUGAUGUUGGAAGGACUGAAUACAGGACAGCCAGGUUUGGGAGUGAAGAAAAGUAGUAAAGUGAAGGCAACGAUUGAAAGUCUUUCAACACAGUGCAGCUCAGGAGGUUGUAAAGCAAAGUGCCAAACUUAACAUAAAGUUUACAGUUGAUGCUUAGCAUGGGAAUGUAUAUAUUUUUAGAGAAACUCCUUGUAAAGGAAAUGUAUGAAUGUAAUAUUAGUCUGUUAUUUUUUACAUAUUAAAUAUUGAAAGUUAAAAUGUAAUGUUGUAAAUAAAUUGUUGUCACAUUUGUUUGUAUGA